AUCAGGGCAUCAAACCCUCUGCCAGAGCUCUGAAACGGCAUUGGUCACAUUCCUGAUUGCGUGACGAACACGGAAGUUAAGCGUCUCUGUGAUGUGAUGUGAUCAAAAUGAUCGGCGAUCUGUUGAUAUUCGGGACCUUACUGGUCAAUGCAGGGGCUGUGCUGAACUUCAAGCUCAAAAGGAAGGAAUCCCAAGGAUUUGGAGAUGAGUCCAGAUCACCGACAACAGGUGACAACAUCAGAGAGUUUCUGCUCAGCCUUCGAUACUUUCGGAUCUUCAUCGCUCUAUGGAACAUCUUCAUGAUGUUCUGUAUGAUCCUAUUGUUUGGGUCAUGAUCAACAUAUGUGGACUGGACUUUCGUCAGGAUGCUGAUUUCCCAAGGUGGAUGCAAUAAACUUCUCCUUAAUAGGACUUUGCUCUUCUUGUGGCCCUUUUAACUGUAAUUAUGCUUCAUAUUCUUUACAACCCCAAAUCAUAAAUCUGCUUCUGGCUGUACAGGAAUUUAUGAAUCGAGUAUUUAUUUUGUCUUACAAAGGUUGUUACAUGUGUACCCUUUUUGUUUAAGCUGUAUCUGCACCAGCACCCUUGCCUUUGCUGGAUAUGUGUUGUAUUGUGCCCCUGUGCUUCAUUAUAGAGCAGGAGCUGUUUUCUCCAGCAUGUCAGUUUGCUUAUUAAAGCAGGGUUGAAAAUGAUGAACAGCCUCCACUAACCAGAUAAAAAACGUUUUCUGUGAGUUGUUACCUGUGUGUCAUCAUUUAAGGGUCCUGCAGUUAUCAAAGCUGGAAGAGAACCUUUUGACUUACCACGAUCAUCUUGCUGAAGUGUCAUUUUAUCCCUUUUAUUUGCAAAAGCUGCACAAAUUCAGCUGGAUUCAACAGAAGAGUCAAAAUGAUUCUUGUCACUUAUGAACUCAUGAACUCUACAUCCUUCUGUACAAACAUCUCCAAAUUUACUCACCAGCUGUUAUGCUCUGGUGAAUGUCCACUCAGAUAUUUAAUACAGAUUAAAAAAACAUUUUCCUUUAUUUUGGGUACAUGUGCUGUAAGUAAAAAUAUAUGCCCUACAAUGUAAAUGUGUCCUUAUUCUUAACAAUAAAAUUACUGUUUUUCUUA
Cottoperca gobio is the source of this 1112-nucleotide messenger RNA. It is a transcript of the gene smim7, whose product is annotated as small integral membrane protein 7. The transcript is spliced from 5 exons. The record is from RefSeq and is a predicted model, not a curated record. Bases 108 to 335 code for a protein of 75 amino acids. NCBI's taxonomy places the organism in Eukaryota, Metazoa, Chordata, Actinopteri, Perciformes, Bovichtidae.